AUGGAUCAGAGCACCGAUAGUCAAGGGGAAGAAUCCAGUUAUCAAGAACCUUCUUACUAUGAAGGACUAGAUGGUUCAUUGCAAGAUCAUGAUGCGGACUACCAAGGAGGAGAUAUUGAACAACGAUCACCCCUUCGUGAACAAGAUCGGUUCCUACCAAUAGCCAACGUUGCAAAAAUUAUGAAAAGAGCUGUACCUGGAAAUGGAAAAAUUGCAAAAGAUGCUAAAGAAUGCGUACAAGAAUGCGUAUCAGAAUUCAUUAGUUUCAUUACUAGCGAAGCAGCUGAUAAAUGUCAAACUGAAAAGCGUAAAACUAUUAACGGUGAGGAUAUCUUAUGUGCAAUGAAUACACUUGGUUUCGAUAACUACAUUGAACCACUUAGGGCAUUCCUGGUCAAAUUUCGAGAGAUAAGCAAACUUGAGUCUUGCUUUAUCGAUGAAUCACCUGUUCCAAAUACAGUGUCUACAGUUUCGCCUGCAGUUGGUUCAGCUGUAAUAUUGACUCCUACACUAUUGUCAACUAGCAGCAGUAGUUUAACAAGUAUGCCAUCCCGAUCCAUUACUGGUAGACAGUAUACUAUUGUUAAUGGAUCAAAUGAUAUUCAAAGCAAUAAUGUUCACUCUGUAUCGAGUGCAGAUAUCAAAGUAGGCACUUCAGCAAUCACUGCCCUGGGGACUCCUGUGUCCACUUCUCUAGGGACAACAAUCAUCCUGCCAAUAUCAACUCCUUUGACGUUUGUCAGUGGACCUCCAACUUCAGUCUCUUUAGCUGAUCAGCCGUCUGAUUCAGUCUCUUGA
Heterobilharzia americana is the source of this 798-nucleotide messenger RNA. The record is from the annotation of a GenBank genome assembly. NCBI's taxonomy places the organism in Eukaryota, Metazoa, Platyhelminthes, Trematoda, Strigeidida, Schistosomatidae.